Molecule: messenger RNA, 621 nt
Organism: Fomitopsis serialis
Lineage: Eukaryota; Fungi; Basidiomycota; Agaricomycetes; Polyporales; Fomitopsidaceae
Product: profilin
Exons: 4
Coding region: 86-466 (126 amino acids)
Cellular component (GO): cell cortex
Molecular function (GO): actin monomer binding
Source: RefSeq, a predicted model, not a curated record
GAUCGCACAGUCUAUCCUCCUCGACCUCGACCUCCUCCCUCUCGCCCGCCUGUUCUCGUUUCUAUCUUCUCUUGUCCGACUUACAAUGUCCUGGCAAGCCUAUGUCGACACCAACCUCAUCGGCACUGGCAAGGUGUCCAAGGCCGCAAUUAUUGGUCUUCAAGGAGGUGUCUGGGCGUCGUCUCCGGGAUAUACGCUCUCUGCGCAAGAACAGAAAGACAUCGUGACCGCGUUCAACAACCCCGGGGCUGCGCAAGCAAGUGGUAUCCGUCUGGCAGGGCAGAAGUUCUUCACCCUCCAGGCAAACGAGCGUAGUAUAUAUGGGAAGAAGGCGGCGGAUGGCGCCGUACUUGUGAAGACCAAGCAGGCUGUCCUUGUUGCGGAGUACAGUGCGCCGACCCAGGCACCGGAGGCCACGCCGGUUGUCGAGAAUCUCGCAGACUACCUCAUCAGUGUUGGUUACUAGUCGAUCUCCUGUGCCUAUUCUCUUUCGCAAGCUGUAAUCUUUCGCUGUCGUGGAUGAAGAAGACUAUCAAUGUGUAUUUGCAUACUGAAAUCUGAUCUAAAGGUAGCGAUGACUAGGAUGGUCUCGAGAAAUCAAGAGUAUGACGCACCGUCUUA